UAUAAGUGAACUUGUUGAAGAACGCGAGUCUUACUUCUUAAGAGCGAGCUGAACAUUGUCCGCGAAACAUAUAGUACCUGUGGUAUAAAAGGAUAGAGAGUCAGUCGCAAGUGUCCUUCCCAAGAACACUAUAGCAGAAGUAAAAGCUCGUUAAGACUUAGUGCGCUGCAAUCCCAUUUUAAAAUGGCCAACAAUUCCAACUUGCGAACCGCGGGUUUCGUUCUAUUGUUCGUGUUGCUGCUGAUUGUGACUAAUUCAGAAGGAGCAGUUAUUAAAUCCAUCGAUUCCAACCAAAAUUCUUUAUUGGUAAAACAUGGUGAGAAAACCAGUAAAGACCCACUGGCAAUUGAAAAUAAAGCAGCAUCUGAGAUCCUUGGCAUAACCGAUCCUACUUUAGCCUCAGCAAGCGAUAUGGCAGAGUUUCUUCUAUCGAUUGUUGCCAACGUAUUGACAAUCUGGGGAUUCGGACAACAGCAAGAUACUAAUAGGCAAGCAGCCAUUGACAAAGAAACGGAAGAAACUCAAACCACCAAAUUAGUUGGAAAAUGGAACUCUACUCUGGAUGAUCUAAACACUCGGAUGGACGAUAUUAAACGGUCAUUGCGGGAAUUGAAUUGCCGGCUGGACGCACCCCAAGCGAUCAAAACUAAAGGCGUCGUCAGUCAAGAGUGUUUGCAAUAUGUGCAACCACUUGUUUUACCUUCGACUAGAAUCCUGUUGGCGCCGAAGCAAACAAGUUUGUUAAAGAAAACUGAUAUUCUGUCAACGCCUCAAUAUUGGUUAGGACUGAGGAAAUGAUUUCAGUUUGUUUAGAAUGCCUUUAAUUAUUAUAUACUAUUUGCCUCUAAUGUGUAAUGAUGCAGUCGUGGAUGU
Messenger RNA from Daphnia pulicaria, 873 nucleotides. RefSeq lists its product as uncharacterized. Bases 184 to 798 code for a protein of 204 amino acids. Lineage: Eukaryota; Metazoa; Arthropoda; Branchiopoda; Diplostraca; Daphniidae. The transcript is spliced from 2 exons. The record is from RefSeq and is a predicted model, not a curated record.